AUUCAAUCACCCCCUUCAUCAGAGACAGUGGCUACUGUUAUCCACUAAUAAAGGGGUGUUAAGUUUGGGGAUAAAGUCUAAAGAAUACACACCACCCCCAAGCAGUAUUAGGCGUGAUUCUACGUUUGCCCGGCUUCUUUCUUUAACACCCCUUUCCAUAUACAAUACGAUACCCACUACCAAUAUACCCCAACUCUGGAGUGAAAAAAAAAAGAUAAAAAAAUAUUAGGUUAAAAGGCAUUUUAGUACCUACCUAGGUACUUGGGUAGGUGUCUAUUGUGCCUCAACCUAUUUUUUUUUUCUAUAUUGGAGUCUGAAGACUGCUGAUUCCAGUUUGCACCUUGGCUUAUAGUUGCUUGGUAUCUAAGUUCCUCACUUAGAAGAGACAACGUCACCUAGCCUGAUUACCUAGGUACCUACUGGAGCAGUCCUCUUCACUUGGAAGGCAAUGACAGAGCAGUACAUGAAAGGGUUGUCAGGAAGUUGCAGUUCAAAUUGCAAGAAUUGGGGAAAUCGCCAGUUGAUGUUGUUUCCUUGGUUAACAAGAUAACCAGGUAGCUACAAAUAAUCUUACAUAACCUCGGCUGAGUUAUUCAUUUUCCUUCUCAAUAUGUCAUACAAUACGAGGGUUAGGGUAAGUGGAUUUGAAGACGAGCGCCGCCGCCCAUACGGUGGUGAUUCGUAUAAACCAUCUGAAGAAAGGCAAACUCCCCGGGAUCAUUCCCGUGACCUGAGCAAAGAGUUCGACCGGGAUAAGGAUAGGGACAGGGAUCGCAACAUGGUUCCAGGUCAGCGCGACUCGGCUGACGCGAAAGAUACGCGCAGUCCGCGCAGUAUCAGAAGAGAUAUGGGCAAUCCGAAAGACCUCAAAAUAGACACAAGGGCUCCCCCUACCGGUCCUAGGCGGACCAUGUCCGAUGUCUAUUCUCCCGCUAGUGGCCCGAAUAGCCUUCCGGCCUCGAGUGUCAGGCCAACCCCGACUGAACCCGCGGCCAUUAGUAUUUUAAGAGCAACUGGACAAUGUAGUCCAAUAGUCGCUCCGAAUAUCCCAAAACCUAAGGAUCCUAAGUUACAAGAAGUUUUUGAAGCCAUGUAUAAAUGGAACGAGACUUCACAAGAGCGCGUGCUUAUGAUCCUCCGGAGAAAUAAUUCCUUGCGCGAGGAUAAUCGCCGCCGAAGUGAGCUUAGCAAAGUAGCUAACAAAGUUAAUGAUUAUGCACCAUACUCGGAAUUCCAGCGAAGAUUCGACGAAAGUCGAAAGUCAGAGCGGGACGAAGUCUCGACGAAUCUCACCAAACUCGAUCAUCGAUGUGCUGAAGACUUAGAACGGGCUGUAUCUGCUAUAACAUCUUCUAAGCCACAGGUAGCGGAUAAUACCUCGCUCCAAGCACUAGAAGCCAGGUUUGCCGAAUUCCAAAAGCAAAGUUCCGAGCAGCAAAAGCAAAUAUCUAGAGCCCAUGCCCAGAUUGAGACCCUACGUAGUGAUAGGGAAAUGUCAAGCCAGGCUUUCAAUAACCUGGAUAAGAACUUCAAGAUGUUGAAGUCUGAUUUUAAUGCUCUCCAGUCCGAAAACUUGCAACUUAAGAAGCAAAUUGCGGAUCUGGAUGCUCUUAAGAAAACUCAAGAUGACAUGAAUCGGCUAAGUAAGGAUUUCGGAUCCUUUACAUCUAGAGUCGAUGAUGUCGAAGGGAAAGUUGCUACCUUCAUGGGAAAAGUUGAAGAUCUUGAUAUGGAAACAUAUAACGAGAUACUUGGGAUCUGGAUUGAUCACGAUUUCAAAAGUAAAGUCUUUACGAAUGAAAAAGCGAUCGUGGCUCUACGUCGAGAUUUCAAUUCUUUCCAAGAGACAGCCGUGUCUCGUUUUGAGAAGAACGAUUCCUCUAUUCAAGAAACGCGGAAGCUUGUGGAGGACGUUGAAAGUUCUCGGCCAGCCGCAUCGCAAAUGGGCAAUGAGACACCAAUAGACAAGCAUGAGCAAAACGUCUUCAUUGGAAAUAAGCUGGAUGAGUUUAAAAAGGUUAUCGAGAAGACGGUCACCACUUCAAAUGACGUUUGCGCCGAUAUGGUUGACGAAGUGUCUGCUAGAAUGGACAAAGUUGAAGUGGAUGUUAAAACCCUUGGACAGUUGCUUCAUUCAAAGCAUCCGGACAUGACGAUACAAAUCAAUAAGCUAAAACAGGCCAUGGAAGAGCAGCGCGCCGAGUUGGAGAAUCUACAGACCCGUUUAAAACUCCUUGAGAACGAAGGAUUUGAUCCCAAGAUUAAUCCACUCAUUAUAAGAUUGGCUCAUGUAGAGGAAGAUAUGCGUCAUCUUCAGCAGAGCAAUGCUCCUGGGGCAGCGACCGAUUCCGAUGCUGUUAUGAAUGCCAUCAAAUCGGACAUGGAGGACGCCAAAAAGAGAUUCGAGGCGCUUGAGUUUUCUAUCAAGACUCUCGAUCAUCAAUGGGCGAACAUCAGCACACGGCAAAUGGCAGCUCACAUUCUUCAGCAUCUCGAUAAUUACGGACAGCGAAACGAGAGCCGAAUCGCUAGCGUCGAAAAUGAGGUUAAGAAAUUGAGGGACAAACUUGCAAUUCUCGAGCACAAUCUCACUUUACUAAGGGAUCCGAAACAUCUUGUAAACAUUAUAAAAGCUUCACCAUUAGGAAAGCGACCAGCUUCUCCAGCAUCACCUGCCGAAGACCCAGCGAAGAAAAGAAAGCUGGACACAAAAGGCCAGCACACAGAAUCAUCUACUACCGAGGCACGCGUAGUUUGAUCACCGGCACCAGUUAGCAGCAUCAUGACUACUACACUGCCGCGAGGACGCAUGCGUGAAGGAGUUAAGCCUAAAAAUAAGCCACAUAGAAUGGCAUUAUGGCUCAGGUCUUUAUUUUCCAUGUUCACCGUAAGGCGUCUAUGUUACGUAAAGCCAACACAUACGCCUACGACUCUGAUACGUUAGGGGGAUCUUACAAAGGAUCCCGUUUGUCUAAGUUCUUGCGGUAGAUACCUGACGCAUCAUUCAAAUACCCUAUCGUUU
Molecule: messenger RNA, 3022 nt
Organism: Daldinia caldariorum
Lineage: Eukaryota; Fungi; Ascomycota; Sordariomycetes; Xylariales; Hypoxylaceae
Exons: 2
Coding region: 611-2758 (715 amino acids)
Source: RefSeq, a predicted model, not a curated record